AUCUGAACGCGCUCACUAUGUACAGAAAGUAUGUUAUCACGCAAUGUCAGUAUUCGUGAUGAAUCGGAUUCACUUUGCUUAACCAAGGAGAAUCUUAAGCGGAGUAAAGUAGUGGGACAGUUUGACGAAAAAGUUAUUUUACUGACUUGUGAUAUCGAAAUUAAAAUAGAUCGACACUUAGUGGAAGUAUUACAACCAACGAAGAAUACGCGUAAAUAUAUUUUUGGCAUUGAUCAGCACGCAGGACACGAAAGAAUAUUGUUAGAACGCUUUGAAAAUGAGUGUAUUGACUACUUUCACCUCUUUUCAAACGUGAAUAAUAGUGAGCGUGCAUUUUCCAGGGAUGUAUCGAUAAAACUAACGGGAAAAGAUGUUGAUGACAUCUACAGGCACUUGAAACACAAACUGACGAAAUCUUUAAAGCUUUCGAACUACGGCUUUGCAGCUUAUUUUGAGCGCUGCAACAAGCAAAAUAUUAUUCAUGUUACAAAGAUCCCACUUAUGAUUUGUCGCAAAGACGUGACAGAAAAGCUUAUAAUCGAAGUCAUCACAAAGUGCAUACGAACUUUAGUGGCGGAUGGAGGCAAAUCCCAUGGCGAAAAAGUGCAUAAUAUAAUGCAAGCAAUUUAUCCUAUUUUGCAAUCUCGAGCCUGCCACUCAGCUAUUCGUUUUGGAAGCAAGCUCAAUAAAAACCAAAUGAAGUUGCUCAUCUCCCAACUUUCAGAAUGUCGUCUACCCUUCCAGUGUGCACACGGACGUCCAACAUGUGCUUUGAUUAAAAUAAUUGAGUAAGAACUGUGUUAGGUUUCCAAUGUAAUUUAUAUAGUUUAGAAAUAAAUUUGUGAAUCAA
This is a messenger RNA of Heterobilharzia americana, 850 nucleotides long. The record is from the annotation of a GenBank genome assembly. Lineage: Eukaryota; Metazoa; Platyhelminthes; Trematoda; Strigeidida; Schistosomatidae.